Diceros bicornis minor is the source of this 1350-nucleotide messenger RNA. RefSeq names its product transmembrane protease serine 11D-like. Gene Ontology annotation, biological process: proteolysis. The record is from RefSeq and is a predicted model, not a curated record. Gene Ontology annotation, molecular function: serine-type endopeptidase activity. NCBI's taxonomy places the organism in Eukaryota, Metazoa, Chordata, Mammalia, Perissodactyla, Rhinocerotidae. Gene Ontology annotation, cellular component: extracellular region; plasma membrane. The transcript has 10 exons. The coding region runs from base 1 to 1350 and encodes 449 amino acids.
AUGAUCUCUAAGCAAACAAGGGAUAAAACAGGAAUUCACACUCGGCUCUUCUGGCAACCUCCCCAAUUUGAACUGGCUUUUAUUUUUACUCUUGUUCUAAGGCCAGCACGGGUGCCAUCGACCUCAAGAUUCCUGAAUCCAUAUGUAGUAUGUUUUGUUGUUGUCGCCGGGGUGCUGAUCCUGGCGGUGACCAUAACUCUACUUGUCUACUUUCUAGCUUUUGAUCAAAAAUCUUACUUUUACCGUAGCAGCUUUCAAAUCCUAAAUGUUAAAUAUAGUGAUCAGUUAAAUUCACCAGCUACACAGGAAUACAGGACUUUGAGUGGAAGAAUUGAAUCUAUGAUUACUGACACAUUUAAAAAGUCAAAUUUGGGAAAUCAGUUCAUCAAAGCUCAUGUUGUCAAAAUGAGACAAGGUGGUACUGGUGUGAUAGCAGACGUUGUCAUGAAAUUUAAAUUCACUAGAAAGAACAACGGAGCAUUAAUGAAAAGCAGAAUUGAAUCUGUUUUACACCAAAUGCUGAAUAACUCUGGAAACUUGGAAAUAAACCCUUCAACUCAGAUAACAUCAAUUACUGACCAGGAUACAAUAAAUCUUUUCACUCAAGAAUGUGGGGCCCGUCCGGACCUAAUAACAUUGUCCGAGGAGAGAAUCAUAGGAGGCACUAGGGCUGAGGAAGGAGACUGGCCGUGGCAAGUCAGUUUACGGCUGAAUAAUGUUCACCACUGCGGAGGCGUCCUGAUCAGUAACACGUGGAUCCUGACAGCAGCUCACUGCUUCAGAAGCUACUCUGAUCCUCGGCAAUGGAUUGCCACCUUUGGUAUUUCCACAACAUCUCCUACACAGAGAAGAGGAAUAAGGACUAUUAAAAUCCAUAACAAUUAUAGACCUGCAACUCAUGAAAAUGAUAUUGCAGUUGUGGAACUUGACCUAAGCAUCACCUUUACCAAAAAUAUCCACAGGAUAUGUCUCCCAGAGGCUACCCAGAAUAUUCUACCUGGUUCCACUGCUUACGUAAUAGGAUGGGGAUCUAGAAAAUAUGGUGGCAACACAGUUGCAGAUCUAGAGCAAGCAAAGGUCAAUAUAAUAAGUAAUGAUGUAUGUAAUGCACCAGCUGGUUAUGAUGGAGCAGUCUUGCCUGGAAUGCUAUGUGCCGGACUACCUCAAGGUGGAGUGGAUGCAUGCCAGGGUGACUCUGGUGGCCCACUAGUACAACAAGACUCCCGGCGGCUGUGGUUCCUCGUGGGGAUAGUAAGCUGGGGGUUUCAGUGUGGUCUGCCAGAUAAACCAGGAGUGUACACUCGAGUGACAGCCUACCGUGACUGGAUAACCAAACAAACUGGGAUCUAG